AGUUGUGUGUUCGUCUCAACUUAGCACCACGAAAUGUGUCUCCCUCUUCAGCAAAGACACACACACACUUAACGUGAGACGUGCCAGUUAACGGUUUUUUUUUUGUUGGCAUUUGGAAGUUUUGUUUUCGUCGCCUUGAGUCUGUUUCGAUGUUAUACUCUGUGUAUUAAAACAUUCCGCUUGUUAAAAAAAAAAAAAAAAAAUAUUCAUUGGCCCAAAAAAGCGACUUCGUUUCUUCCAAAGAGUGUCCGCUUCCCCUCCCCUCGAUGAAGCGCUGCGAUGCCCUCUGAUUUUAUAUCCCUCCUUAGCUCGGAUCUCGACCUCAAUUCCCCCAAAUCUCUAUACUCAAAAGAGUCGGUAUAUGACCUCCUCCCCAAAGAGCUCCAGCUCCAGCCGUCGUCCACCCAGACAGACCCAGCCACCAUGAGCCAGAAGAGUGGGGGAGAGGCGGGACCUCCCCCCUCUGCAGCCUUGGCCUCAGAUGCCACAUCCUCCACCUCCAGCCCCUCUGCCUCUUCCUCCCUGGCCAUGGGAGUCCCAUCCACUGGCUCCUCUACCUCAUCCUCAGACCAUCUCAAGGUUCCCCAGCAUCUCCACUCCACCGGAGGGGAUGGAGCUGGAGCUUCAGAGAUGCAAAGUAUGGAGGGUGCUGUAUCUGCCCCCAGCAGAGGCAACAGUGGAGCAAACACUGCAACAGGAGACAUAGGGUCAGGAGUGUUGUCAGGGCUGGGAGUCCAGCAGCUUCAGAACACCCCAUCAAAACGGAGGCCUGUGUUGAGCAUAUCCCCGCCACCUGAGGAUCUAUUUGAUGACAGCCAGAUGUCUUGCCAAGAGGAGCCUACUGUAGCUGGUCCACCAGGUCCAGACUCUGAGCAUAGCAGCAGCAUGUGGGCUGAUGACUCCGUCUCCAACUUCAGCUUGAUCAGCUCCAUCUCCUACAACGACAACACAGAGGUGCCGCGCAAGUCUAGAAAACGCACCCCUCGUCAGCGGCCUGGCCCCAAGCCUGCUCCUCUGGAGGACAGCAUGGAUGUGUUUGAUGCUGACAGUGCCAAGGCCCCUCACUUUGUCCUAUCCCAGCUGGGCACAGACAAGACCAGUCCCAUAGCCAGCAGCUCUCUUGAGUCAGGGACUGCAGUGAAAGGUGGGUCACUGUCUACUCAGUUCCCCCAGAGGAGUGAUGGGAAGGAGCUAAAGAUCCUGGUGCAGCCAGAGACCCAGCACAGAGCCCGCUAUCUGACAGAAGGCAGCAGAGGGUCUGUCAAAGACCGCACACAGCAGGGAUUCCCCACUGUCAAGUUGGAGGGUGUGAGUGAACCAGUUGUGCUACAGGUGUUUGUAGCGAACGAUGCAGGCAGAGUCAAACCUCACGGUUUCUACCAGGCGUGCAGAGUGACGGGACGCAACACUACUGCCUGCAAGGAAGUGGACAUAGAGGGCACCACUGUUAUUGAGAUCCCCCUGGAGCCCAGCAAUGACAUGACACUUGCGGUGGACUGUGUAGGAAUUUUGAAGCUGCGUAAUGCAGAUGUGGAGGCCCGUAUAGGUGUGGCAGGGUCCAAGAAGAAGAGCACUCGCGCCAGACUGGCCUUCAGAGUCGGCAUUCCCCAACCUGAUGGAUCUGUACUUACUCUACAGGUCCCUUCAUCACCCAUCCUCUGCACCCAGCCAGCAGGAGUGCCAGAGAUCCUGAAGAAGAGUCUUCACAGCUGCUCAGUGAGAGGAGGAGAUGAAGUUUUCAUAAUUGGAAAGAACUUCCUCAAAGGAACCAAAGUUAUUUUUCAAGAGAACAUUGCAGAUGAUAAUUCCUGGCAAGCUGAGGCAAAGAUUGACAUGGACCUUUUCCAUCAGAACCAUUUGAUAGUGACAGUCCCUCCGUUCCACAACCAGUCAAUCACUUCUCCCGUUUCUGUGGGAAUCUUUGUGAUGACCAAUGCUGGUAGAUCACAUGACACCCAGAGCUUCACCUACACUCCAGACUCAGCUGAUAACUCAAAUAUCCGGACAGUAAAAACAGAGGGACCCUCCCUGGUCAAGACAUGUAUAUUUGACGGCCAGAUCAAAUCUUUAUCUUCUGAGAGAACUGACUGUGCUAGUCAGCCUUCCAAACGACAAGAGGACACACCAAUGGAAGUGUCGAGCAAUCCACCGCCCACUGACGUCUUUAAGCCCACCCCUGACCCUCUCGUCUCAGUGCAGCAGACCCUGGAGCUCAGCUCUAGUCCUCAUCCAGGUGGAGAGUCCUUUCAGAGCCCAAUGCCGCUACAACCUGAAGACGUGGAGCUUCCACAGGCGCCCCCUGUCUUCCCUAGCCUGGAGUCUCUAAGCACCAUACAGAAGCAAGACAUAGCCCCCACAACCUCCUUCCCAGUGUCGGGAGAUACUACAAUCCCUCCUGUGACACCCGAAGUCCCUCAGCAAUUCCUCAGAGACCCUCAGGAUAGCUUGGCUCCUGAGAGUUCUAAUAAUAGUGGUGGGGUUGUAGUUGUGGCCAUGCCCCAGAUAGCAACUCCCUCUCAGCCCCAGACACAACAGCCACCGGUUCCCCUGUUCCCGCAGGAAGGGGUGGCACAGCUGGAGAGGGCAGUAAGAGAGCUACAAGCUGGAGGUAACACCACGCUCCAGCAGGUUUUGGAGGCGGCUGUAGCCCAACAGCAGCUUAACUCUGUGCUGUACAGCCCCACACCUUCUGCAGACUCCCUUCAGCAGCACGUCCAGGAGAACAUGAAUAGCCUUAGAUUAGGAACUGCAGAUAAUUCUCUAUCGACACAGCAACAGCUACAGAUACAACAGCAACAGCAGAUACAACAGCAGCAGCAGCAGCAGCAGAUACAACAACAGCAGCAGAUACAACAGCAGCAGCAGAUACAACAGCAGCAGCAGCAGCAGAUACAACAGCAGCAGCAGCAGCAGCAGCAGCAACAACAACAACAACAACAAAUACAACAGUUUCAACAGCAUCAACAACUGCAUCAACAGCAGCAAAUCCUUGGUAACCUUCAGCAUCAACAACAGCAACACUUACAGCAGCAACAGCAGCAAGUUCUGGGCAACAUGCAGAUCCAACAGCAACUUAUAUUACAGCCCCACGACCAACAGCAAUUGCAGCAGCAGCAGCAAAUCAUGGAGAAUAUUCAACAGCAGCAACAACAGUUGCAACAAAAUCAGCAACAGCAAGUCCUUAACAACAUCCAACUUCAGGAUCAGCAACAACAAAGUCAAAUACUUACCAAUUUACAACAACAUCAGCUACAACAGCAGCAGCAACAGCAGCAAAAUCAAGCGUUGAGCAACUUACAACAGCAACAACAACUGCAGGAGCAGCAGGUGUUGGAGAAUUUACAGCAGCAACUCCAGGCUGAGUUGCUUCAGCCCCAGAUCCACUCCUCCCCCCAAGUACAGCAGCCAGUGUCCCUCCUUCAACAGGCUGGAGAACUGCUCACCAUUCAGACCAACUUCCCAACACAGCCUCCAUCCCACACAUCUCCCCCACAGCAACUCUUCCAAUCGCCCAGGCCCCUGGCUGAGACCCAGGGCUCCCAACAGCAGGUCCAGGCUGCCCUGCUCCAGAAUACACUGACUGUUCUGGCUAGUGGCAGUCUCAACUCAGAGCGGCAGUCAACGGGGUCAACCCUAUACUUGUCCCCAAACCCUCAGUCGCAACAACAGCAACAGCCGCAGCUGGCAUUCAUCUCCUCCAUGGAGACAUCCAACCAGCCCCAGUCUGUUGCAAUGUUUCAGAACCAACCCCAAGCUCAGCUCUCCCAAAUGCAGCAACAGAGCACCCCCAUGGAACAGCAGCAGUCUCCACAGCAGAACCAACAACAGCCACCACAGCUUCCAAUGGGUCAGCAGGGCUCCUUGUUCCAAAGUAUCCCAAACCACUCACCAGCUAACCCUGUCACUCAGAGCCAGCUUUCCCAACCCCAGCAGACAGGUCUGCUCCUCUGCACCACGGAUCUAAACCCACAGGCUAUUCCCCCAACUAUUCUCUUCAGCACCCAGACCCAAGGCCCUUCCCCUAUGGGGAGCAUUAGCGUUGGAAUCUCCCAGCCAGACCCAGCAGAGCCCAUGUCCUUCCAAGACCAGAGCUUAUCAGGCAGCAACUCGACAACCACUGAGAACCAACAGCAGAGCCUGUUCCAGGAACAGCAGCCAAUGCAAGUGGGCCCAAGUUCCAGCAAUAUCCCAAGCAGUCAACCCGUGGAGCUUUUUUUGCCACAGACAUCUCUGUCAAGCCUGCAGAGUGCUAUUGGCUCACAGGAGCUGAACAACCAGGCUCCAGCCCCUGGCACAACCAUCUUUGUGGUACAGGGUGGAGUGGGUGUGGUAGCCAACCCUGGCCAGCAGCCCCCAGAGCAGCUUUUCCAGACAACUGUGGGCGGGAAUGUGGCGCCACAAGGACAGGCCAACCUGUUUGUGUUUGGCAUCCAAAAUGAUUCGCCCCAGCUGCUCAGUUCCUCCGGACCCACCCUGCCAGCUCAGGGCCAACACCAGAACUCCAGUCACAUGCAGCCUCUGUUGGACCAGCCCAUGGCCCAAGCUGCCCCUGCGAUGCAGACCACCAUGCACAACAGCUUACAGAACACCCUUCAGGCACAAAUGCAGUCGAGUUUAGAGAACGCCAUGCAGACCGGCCUACAGAACGCAAUGCAGACAAACACACAACCGCCUCUGCAAUCCAGUUUACAGGCAACCAUAGAAACAAGCCUGCCAACUCCAAUGCAGACCAAUCUACAGACACAGAUACAGAGCAGCUUACAGAAUCAAUUGCAGGCGUCAAUAUCUUCAUCCUCCAACAUGGAUAAAAUUGAGGACCUGCUGGAAAGUCUACAGAAGCAGUGAUGAAUGUUUGGACCAUGUGGGCACUAAGGAGAGUGAGUAAUAUGUAGCUGAAAGUUAUACAUCCUUACACCAACAGACAGAAUGGCAGUGCGUGGUGUUUUGUGCCAAUUCCACAAAACUAAGAAAAAUUUAAAUAUUUAAGAAUUAAAUGCCCCUUUUACCUAAAACACAAAUUAUGAGCUCAUGUAACUCCUUGUUUUAUGGAAUAUUUAUAAUCAAUUAUAGCCAUCAUACAUCCAUUGUCCUUGAAUUGAUGAAUCCGCCUUUGUUAUUACCCCUCUUGCAGGAUCAGAGAGGCCUGUAAUAACUGCUUUAUCCAUCAGUCUCAGAAAUGCAGUGUUUUGUUUGUUUUAAAAAAUGUGAGCCUAAGAGAUGAUAAAAGCCUACCAGGUUUGGUGGAAAAAAACUGGAAAGAGAUAAAGAAUGUCAGCAACAGGGGAAAUAGUAAUGUGAUGGAGAUGCGACUGUAAGAGCAGGCAGAGUAGACGAAACAGCCAGCCAUGGAGUGAAUAACAGAUUGCACAUAAGUGUCAGAUAUAGGUUGGGUCUCACUUUGUUUGUGUGUGUGUGUGUGUAUGUGUAAACUUCAAGCCUUCACUUCAGAGCGUCUAUGAGAUGUGUCUUCGUCUGUUCAUCAUGUGAAGCAACAGAAGAGGGUAGGGGGUUUAUCUAGCAUAGAAACAGGGAUGAAAUAAUGACACAACCACUCAAUUUAAACGUCUUUUUACAAUGGAUGAUAUGAUCUUUUUUUUUAUUUUUUGCAAUUAAUUAAACCUUGUGUUUCAUAUGUCAACAAUUUGACUAAAAUCUACUCUAAGAGUAAACUAUUUAAUUAAGUACUUUGAUAGAAUGUUUUGCCUUCAUCAUGUUUGCUGGCAUGGCUGGACUCUGCAACUGAGCAGACUAUCAGACGGAGGAGAUAUCAACUCCACCAAAAAUGAAAUAAACACUCACCAAAAUGGAUAUCAAUACAUUAUGGUAUUGUAGGGAAUUCCCCCAUGUGCAGAAAGAGGAGGGACUGAGGGACUUUUAAACACUCGCAAAUGAGAUUCAACCUGAUGAAUAAUGUGACUUGGGACCUCCCCAGUGUUUUCAUACGUUCAGGCCUCAUCGCCGGGUUUGCAGAAGCAUUCUUGGUGAAAUUUUACGAAGCAUUGGACUAUGUAGUGUGUGUAUCUUUUGUUUUUGUUUUGUUUCGUUUUGAAGAAGUUGGUAACGCUUACCAAUUUAACGUGGAUAGAGAAAAAACUUUCCACUCGUGAAAAAAGGAGUGUCGUGUGGGUUUUAUAAACAUUUUAUCUCAAGCACUUUAUAACCUCUAGCUAAUCCUUAUAUCCGUCCACAGCUCUCUACUGACCCAGCUGAAUUUGUACUCAGAAACGUCCAGUUAAAAACACACAAAAAAAAAAACAUAAAGCAGUUUCUUUGUAAAGGUAAAUACAUCUUAACCAAGCAUUUUUACAUUUUGUCAUGUCUGAAUAUUUUUUAGGUCUAGGACAAAUUUGUAUAGAACGUCUGCUCACUGUUGAAUUCCUCUUUGUAUUCAGUCUCAGUGGUCCAGUCAAGUCUGUCAACAGCCAUUCCCACUAAAGCAUUGUCAUUUUUCAGUGUUGGAGUGGUAAGUGGGCCUUUGUGUUUUACACACUGGCAAAACAAACUAAAAAUACUGAUUUCAUUUAGUUUUGUGCAUUGAAAUGAAGAAUUUUCAUCGUGUUGCUAUUUGUACUAUUUACCGUUCAAUCUGUCACUUGUUUUACCUUCUGUUGUUUUAAAUAUUUAAUUUUUUUGUCUCAGUGUUGGUACCAUGUGCAGGCUGGCGCCAUGUGAAGUUGGCAUCCAGUUACCCGUCCCUUGUGUUGUGAACAGGGGCUCACUGGUAAAUGAAAUCUCUGUUACAUAGAGGGCACCAUUUUGAUUCUAUCGAUGGUGCUACGUACUGGAGUGAUGGGCACUUCUGAUGUGAUGUUAGAACAUAACAGUUUAUACUUAAUAUCAACAGCACUGACGGUAUUUGUUAGUUUUGGAGCGGAGAUGAGUCUAGAGAGCUGGCUGUUGUUGUGGGGUCAGACUGGAGUGUGCACCCAGGCAUACCAAAGCUCCUGUUGUGAAUCGUCGUCACCUUGUCUCACGUUUGUCCUCGCAAAUGUCCUCAUAACGUUUACUCAUUUAAAUUAUGCAGCUCUCACAUGGAUAGCAAUUCAGCAUGUUUUGUUCAAGUACAAGAUUUAUAAAAGAUAUGUAGAGGUACUUUGUUUCAUGGAUCAGUUAAACUCUCAUUAACAUUUCCACCAAUUUGAUAUUUACAUUUCUCAUUAAAAUUACUCUAUUUUUUGAUGCAAAAUAACACUGCUGUACUUUCCAUAUCUACAACAGUAGCCAAUUUGGCAUUAUCAAAAAAGCCAAUUUUUAGAGUUCAAAUGUUAGAAUAGCAUUGCUCAUAUGCAUUUGUUUACAUUUUCAUAGUCAUACUAUUUUGUCCUGCGGCUGUUAGUGAUCCAUUUUAAAGUAACUUAUCUUUUUUAGAAUUUUGUAUCCAUGUAUCAAAAUGUAGAGUAUUUUUGUAAAACUAAACUUUUUUUUGUUUUGUUUUGUUUUAUGCUCAUAGCACAGAAUAUCAUUGCUGGUAUGUUUUCCUGACACGUGGCACAGGUUUAUUGUGAAGUGUAUGACUGAACUUUAGAAAUGUAAUUAAGUGGACAUCAAGCAAAUAAUGUUAGAAAGUAAUUCAACCGUUUUAAAAUUGAGUUUAUCCAACUUGUAUAACGUAAUGCAUGGGCUAGGUUUCUUGUGUGUUUUUGUUCUUCCUUUUUUUUUUAACAUAUAUAUACAUACACACAUAUAUAUAUAUAUAUAUAUAUAUAUAUAUAUAUAUGUCAUGCAUCUCAAAUGGCACUUUGACUCAUCCAUUAACUGUAGGUCAGGUUAGAGCGCAGUAGUGAUGUUUCCAAGCAUUCCAUUCCUCCUGGGUUAGGGGAGUUUAAGAGCACAUGAUGUUUUGUGGAAGAAGUUGCGGAACAGUAAUGCCUCUUAAAGCCAUACCAACACAGAAAGCCAACCUGUGACUUCAGUUUCAUGAAUGUAAGUUUUACCUCAUGGUGUGGACAUAGAGCUUGCUCUACAUCUAACAUCGGACCAAUUACAGUUUUAGAGAACAUAUAUUUUGAGGCAGAGGGGAAUGGGUGGGGUGGCACCAGAUGUCAUUUGUAUCACUAUACAUUUGUCAUAUUGUUUUGUCUUGGACUGUGGUGUAAUUUCAUGUCCUCGCGUCCAGUCGUUUUUUUUUUAUUUUGAGCAAUCCAGGAUGCUCAGUCUGACUCGUGAAAUAGCCACAUCCACCUUAAAAAAAACAAAAAAACAAACAAAAAACAUGUGAAACAUGAAUUUAUUGGUGGUGAAGAUAGCACACAAAUCUUUACUCAAUAUCGGUUUUGUCCUUCAGUCAUGUAAAUGAAUAUCCAUGUAUAUUUAAAUGUGAAAUAUACUGCAGGGGGUAUCUUGAAUUUCAAUUGUGAUGCUUUCAACAGAACUUUGUGUGCCUUGAUAACUUAACUGUUACUCUGCUGUGUUUACUGGUGUCCCUUUUGUGUCACUGCUAUUUGGCUCCAUGUCCUUUUUAUUCACUGUUUAACAUCAGGACAGUUUUCAUGAUUUGAAUUUUUAUUUUAUAAACACAAGCAUAACCAUAGCCCACACUGAUGUAUUUUAUAAACCUUUUCUCUUGGAAAUCCAUUACAAGAUAUCAGAGUAAGUACUCUACAACAUAAUAUUGUGCAGCUUCACCAGUGAAUUGUCAAAUUGUUAUUUUCUGUUGAAAAUGUUUUUUUUUUGUUUUUUUCAUGCCUCAUGAGAUUUGUACAUGUGAGGUAAAAGGGACGAGACAGUGGAGAUUGUUUUAUGGAGAGCUUUCUUGUGUUGAUGUGCUUGUCAACAUUACUAUUGUUGCUGUGAAAUGCUUGAUCAAAAGGAGCAACCAUGAUAAAUUAACUGUUAAAUUGCCAAUAGUGUGAGCUGUAUCUUGUGUGUAAUCAGUUUGCUCACUUUUCCUAGUUCGCUUUCUAUUUCACAUUCUCCAACAGUUCUGUUGUAUCCGUUCUGUGUAGCUUGAGCUUUAGUAUCUAGCCUUAAAACCCUGCAGUCGGGAUAAAGGUCAACCCCAGUGUGUUAUCAUACAUCUGAACUAUUAUUAACAUGUAAUUUGCCUUGGUCUGGACAUUUGUAUACUCUUCUGUUUAUAUCUGUAAUCCUGCUGCUACAUUAAAUGAAUUAAUAAAAA
Dicentrarchus labrax (European seabass) is the source of this 9118-nucleotide messenger RNA. It is a transcript of the gene nfat5a, whose product is annotated as nuclear factor of activated T cells 5a. The transcript has 12 exons. NCBI's taxonomy places the organism in Eukaryota, Metazoa, Chordata, Actinopteri, Moronidae. Gene Ontology annotation, molecular function: transcription factor binding; DNA-binding transcription factor activity, RNA polymerase II-specific; RNA polymerase II cis-regulatory region sequence-specific DNA binding. Gene Ontology annotation, cellular component: transcription regulator complex. The record is from RefSeq and is a predicted model, not a curated record. The coding region runs from base 280 to 4845 and encodes 1521 amino acids. Gene Ontology annotation, biological process: cytokine production; regulation of transcription by RNA polymerase II; calcineurin-NFAT signaling cascade.